GUUCCUUCAACAUUUCCCUUCCCUUUUGCUGUGUACUGGGAGAUUGUCCCUGGAAGACUGAAAACGCAGCGUUUGAUUCCCUAAUCGCCGUGAUUUUUCCUUCCUCCAAGGAAAUGCAAGUAAGGAAGUUGACUUAAGUGGUAGAAAUAGCACGAGGAAAAUGCAGAGGUUAUCUUCAAGAACAGCUGCUUUCUGCUACAAAACCCCUAUUUUUUCAUUUUCCUCCAAACCAAACACUCCCUUCCACCUGAUCUGCAUUGAAACAUAUGUUUCAGGUCCUCACAAUCUCGACCCCCAUCUCAAACCCACUCAUUCUCAAAUGGGUUAUUCCCAAAACACAGAUCAAGUCCAUCCAAAUCACAGACUCUCGAAUUUUGGUGAUAAAAACUGCACAUUCAGUGAACGAAGAGGAGGAUUUGGACUUGUACGCCUGGAAAGCAAUCGAGAAAACUGUACUUAUGAUCAGAAUUAUGAUGAAUUUUCAGCUGAUGUCGAAAAGGUCUAUAGAAUUCUAAGGAAAUUCCACUCUAGGGUUCCAAAACUGGAACUGGCUUUGCAAGAAUCCGGCGUCGCCGUGAGGUCGGGGUUAACCGAACGGGUUUUGAAUCGCUGUGGCGAUGCCGGAAAUUUAGGUUAUAGGUUCUUCGUGUGGGCAUCAAAGCAACCGGGCUAUAGACAUAGUUAUGAAGUGUACAAAGCAAUGAUCAAGAUUUUGGGGAAAAUGAGGCAAUUUGGCGCUGUUUGGGCAUUAAUUGAGGAAAUGAGGCGGGAAAAUCCCCAGUUUGUAUCGCCCUAUGUGUUUGUUGUGUUGAUGAGGAGAUUUGCGUCCGCAAGAAUGGUAAAAAAGGCAAUUGAAGUCUUGGAUGAGAUGCCAAAGUAUGGUUGUGAACCUGACGAGCAUGUUUUUGGGUGUUUGUUGGAUGCAUUAUGCAAGAAUGGGAGUGUUAAGGAAGCUGCUUCACUGUUUGAGGAUAUGAGAAUUCGUUUUACGCCAACACUUAAGCAUUUUACUUCAUUGCUGUACGGUUGGUGUAGGGAAGGGAAGCUUAUGGAGGCAAAAUAUGUAUUAGUACAGAUAAGGGAAGCGGGUUUUGAACCAGACAUUGUGGUUUAUAACAAUCUGCUCACUGGGUAUGCUGCAGCUGGGAAAAUGGUGGAUGCUUAUGAUCUUUUGAAAGAGAUGAGGAGGAAGGGAUGUGAACCAAAUGUGAUGUCAUUUACGACUUUGAUUCAGGCCCUCUGUGCAAAGGAAAAAAUGGAGGAGGCAAUGAGGGUUUUCUUUGAGAUGCAGAGUUGUGGCUGCCCAGCGGAUGCUGUGACAUACACUACCUUGAUAAGUGGAUUUUGCAAGUGGGGAAAGAUUAGUAAGGGUUAUGAGCUUUUGGAUAAUAUGAUACAACAAGGCCAUACCCCUAAUCCAAUGACUUAUUUGCAUAUCAUGGCAGCCCAUGAGAAAAAGGAAGAGUUGGAAGAGUGCAUAGAACUCAUGGAGGAGAUGAGAAAAAUUGGUUGCACUCCCGAUCUCAAUAUUUACAACAUAGUGAUCCGGUUGGCAUGCAAGCUGGGUGAGAUUAAAGAAGGUGUUCGAGUUUGGAAUGAAAUGGAAGCAACUGGACUGAGUCCGGGCCUUGACACCUUUGUCAUUAUGAUUCAUGGAUUCCUCAGCCAACGUUGUCUGGUUGAAGCUUGUGAAUUCUUCAAAGAGAUGGUUGGGAGAGGUCUUCUGUCUGCUCCUCAAUAUGGCACCUUGAAGGAGCUAUUGAAUUCUUUAUUAAGAGCUGAGAAGCUUGAAAUGAGUAAAGAUGUUUGGAGUUGCAUCAUGACAAAAGGAUGUGAUCUCAAUGUGUAUGCAUGGACAAUCUGGAUUCAUGCACUUUUCUCAAAUGGGCAUGUGAAAGAGGCUUGUUCAUACUGUUUGGACAUGAUGGAUGCAGGGGUAAUGCCACAGCCUGACACUUUUGCCAAGCUCAUGAGGGGUCUGAGGAAACUGUAUAACAGACAAAUUGCUGCUGAGAUCACAGAAAAGGUGAGGAAGAUGGCUGCAGAGAGAGAAAUGACCUUCAAGAUGUAUAAAAGGCGAGGUGAGAGGAACUUGAAAGAAAAAAUUAAGGAGGCCAAGGAUGGGAGGAAGAGGAGGGCUCGCAGACGCCGGUGGGGUGGGGGGCGUGGUAGAGCUAACAUUUUGUAGUUUGAAUGGGAGGGAUUCUGUGAAGUAAAGAAAGUUUCAACUGCAGAUUGCAUGAAGGGGACUGAUGCCCAGCUUAUACUUGGACAUACAAUUUUCAUGGCUGGGAAAACACAGAGUCUUUUAUCCCAUGGAAAUCUUUCAUUCAGAUGUGUUUGGGAUGAACAUCAUGAUACAUACCUUAUUGAGAAGGAAAUCUCUGCUCAUGGAUUUGGAGAAAUGAAUGUUUUAAGUGGGAGGACAUUUUGGUUAAUGCUCAAGCUUCAUCUAUCUAUUAUGACAAGUACUUUGCACAAAUAUCUCAGGUUCUCCUAGUGUGCACACCUAAAAAUCAAAAGGAAGUGCUUAUGGAAUAUAAAUCAGCAAUACACUAAUUAGUAACAACUAACAACUUAAUUUGUGUAUAAAGAAGUUAACUACUUGUAAUUGCCAAGCAAAGAGAAUUUGUGCAAGAAGGCUUAGGUCCUGUGAAGAUACUCUAUUUGCAUGAUUCCUUUUGCAGUUGCUUGUGCCAUCCCAAGGAUGCGUUGGGUCUAAUUUUCCCCAUCUUAAAGGCAUAAGAUAGGAAAUCUUCCUGUAACUGUCCCAGCAUAUCAUAGAGCUCCUUAUGUUGAUAGAGUUGCUGAAAAGUCACAAAAAUAAAAAGGAGAAAGGAGUAAUCAAUUUUUUGCUGUCAAGAUGAACUAGUCUCUGUCCACAGCCACUUUCCCUUGCCAAAAGUGAAAGGGAGGCUUUAUGACUAUUGCUUAUGUGAAGAGACCAUAUGGAAUUUAUUCUAUUCUUUUGGGUGGUUCAGAUGGAUUCAAGUGUAUCAAUAGCAUUUCUACUUGUUGCUGGAAUGUUUUUCUCUGUGUUUGUUGGAAUAUAUAUCUAGAAUAAGAAAUUUCUCGUUCACUGCGUUAUUUUCAGCAGUA
Vitis riparia (riverbank grape) is the source of this 3099-nucleotide messenger RNA. RefSeq names its product putative pentatricopeptide repeat-containing protein At5g65820. The coding region runs from base 161 to 2188 and encodes 675 amino acids. The record is from RefSeq and is a predicted model, not a curated record. Lineage: Eukaryota; Viridiplantae; Streptophyta; Magnoliopsida; Vitales; Vitaceae. The transcript is spliced from 3 exons. Gene Ontology annotation, molecular function: protein binding.